CCUGGACAGAUAUACAAACUAUCCAACUGUACAGAACUCAUCUGUAAGGGAGACAACAAGGUAGAAGUAAUUCCAACGCGCUGCCCACCUGUAAAGGAAAUUACCUGUGCGAACAAAUAUCCGGCAAUACUGGUACCUGAUGAAAAUGGCUGCUGUUACCAAUAUGAAUGUCAAUGUGUGUGCAGUGGAUGGGGUGAUCCUCAUUAUAUUACUUUUGAUGGAACCUACUAUACUUUCCUUGAAAACUGCACUUAUGUCCUGGUGAAACAGAUUUUACCUAAAUAUGACAACUUCCGUGUUUACAUUGACAAUUAUUACUGCGAUUCAAAAGAUGGACUUUCCUGCCCUAAAUCCAUUAUUAUUUUCUACAAAUCUGCAGAAGUGGUGCUGACCCGUGAACUCAUGAAUGGUGUGAUGACCAAUGUGAUGUACUUCAACCAAAAGAUUGUCAAACCAGGCUUCAAAAAAGAUGGCAUUUCUUUCUCCACACUUGGCAUCAACAUGAUUGUUGAAAUACCAGAGAUUGGUGCAACCAUCACCUUUAGUGGGCUGAUUUUCUCCGUGAAACUCCCAUACAGCAAAUUUGGCAACAACACUGAAGGACAGUGUGGAACAUGUACAAAUAAUAAAUUAGAUGAAUGCCGCUUACCAAGUGGUAAGAUCAUUUCUUCCUGUCCCCAAAUGGCUCAUCACUGGAUCGUUGAUAACAACAAGUCAUGCCAUGGAGUACCAAUACCACCAGUUGUAACCACACCUCCACCAAAGCCUAACUGUGAAGCGCCUCAUCUCUGCAAGCUUAUCUGGAGCAAGAUUUUUGCAGAAUGCCAUGCCGUGAUACCACCAGAACCAUUUUUCAAAGGCUGUGUUUUUGAUGGUUGUCGCAUAGCUGAUGAAUCGAUGCAGUGUUCCAGUUUGGAGAUAUAUGCUACAGAGUGUGCUGCUAGAGGUGUCUGCAUUGACUGGAGAGGAAAAACCAACAAUACAUGCUCAUACAACUGUCCAGCAAAUAUGGUAUACAAGCCGUGUGGCCCCAUUAAUCCUGCUACCUGUGACCCAAGCUCUGUUGAGCUUCCUGGCUAUGGAGUAACUGAAGGAUGUUUCUGUCCUGAAGGAAAGACGCUCAUAAGUGGAGACAACAACAUCUGUGUCUCUGAAUGCUCUUGUAGGGAACCAAAUGGAGUAUCCAGAUGGCCUGGAGCUGUCAUUCCAUCAGGUGCCUGUGAAGAAUGCACCUGCUCUGAAUCCUCUUACUCAAGCCCUCACCACGCUACUGUCAAGUGCGAGCCUGUUAUCUGUGACACAUACUGCCCAGCGGUUGGAGAAUUCUGGAACCUACCUGGUGAUAACUGUACAACUUACACAUGUGAAAAAUAUGAUGACCAGUUCAUUCAAGUCAUCUUACAGAAAAGCUGUCCUCCCUUUAACCCUGAUGACUGUGAUCCAGAUGACGUCAAGCUAUCUGACGAUGGCUGCUGUAAAGAGUGCCAACCAAAACAGAAGAGAGCCCAGAUUGAAAUCCAACAGGAAACAGGGAGCAAAUACACUGAGGUUGUUCAGCAGAAGCAAAACACUUCUGCUACAGUUUCAUCUAAGGUGAACAUCAUCCAGCCAAUGCUGACAAAUCCAGUAAUAACACCUUCCAAUCCUGCUCACAAUGGCCGCGUGUGCAGCACAUGGGGCAACUUCCACUUCAAGACCUUUGAUGGAGACAUAUUCUCCUUCCCUGGGCUCUGUAAUUAUGUUUUUGCAUCCCAUUGCAACACUCCCUAUGAGGAUUUCAACAUCCAGAUUAGGCGCAUAGUGGUGGAAAAUGCUCCAACAAUCAACCGUAUCAUCAUGAAACUUGAAGGUGUAGCUGCUGAACUAACAAAGGAUGUUGUCCUGAUCAACAGCAACAAAGUUCAACUGCCAUACAGCCAAUCUGGAAUUACGAUAGAGAAAAGCAGCAUUUAUGUGAAAGUUGCCAGCAAAAUGGGUAUUGUGUUAAUGUGGAAUGAAGAUGACAGUAUCCUGCUGGAAUUGAAUGAGAAAUAUGCCAAUCAGACCUGUGGACUUUGUGGGGACUUCAAUGGCUUUCCAAUUUACAAUGAGUUCUAUUCAAGCAAUAUUAAGAUGACAGCCUUGCAGUUUGGGAAUAUGCAGAAAAUGGAUGGGCCAACAGAACACUGUGAAGACUCCAUUUCUACCCUGCCAGAUAAUUGCACUGAUAAUUUUGAUGACAUAUGCCAGAAAACAUUGACCAGCUCUGCGUUUGCAGAGUGUAAUGACCUAGUUGAUGUUAGAGAGUACAUUAUGGCUUGCCAAGAUGACUUGUGCCGCUCUGAAGAGUCUAAAAACGCCUCAUGUGUCUGUGACACCUUCGCUGAAUACUCCCGGCAGUGCGCUCAUGCUGGGGGGCAUCCUCUGAACUGGAGAACCUCAAAACUGUGCUCCAAGAAGUGUCCGUACAACAUGCAAUACCAGGAGUGCAGCUCCCCCUGUGCUGACACAUGCACCAACCCUGAACGAUCUCAGUUUUGUGAAGAACACUGUAUGGAUGGUUGUUUCUGCCCCCCAGGGACUGUAUUUGAUGACAUCAACAAUUCUGGCUGCAUUCCCCGUCAGCAGUGCUCCUGUGUUUACAAUGGCAACACCUAUGCUACAGGAACUUCUUUUUCAGAGCAGUGCCAUUCCUGUACCUGUAAUGGAGGCCAGUGGAGCUGCCAAGACACGUCAUGCCCAGGAACAUGUUCAGUAGAGGGAGGUUCGCACAUUUCCACCUAUGAUAAAAAACACUACAAUCACCAUGGAGACUGCACUUACGUCCUUUCUAAGCACUGUAAAGAUGAAACGUUCACCAUCCUGGUAGAACUACGCAAAUGUGGCCUAACAGACACUGAGACAUGCUUAAAGACAGUGAUCCUCAACAUGAAUAAAGGACAAACUCUCAUCGAAGUCAAACCUGAUGGUGGUGUGUUUGUGAACUCGAUCUACACCCAGCUGCCCAUCUCAGCAGCUAAUGCCACUGUGUUCAGACCUUCAUCAUUCUUCAUCAUCAUACAGACAAACUUUGGCGUCCACCUUGAAAUCCAAAUCACACCCAUCAUGCAAGUGUUUGUGCGACUGGAUCCUAUUUUCAAAGACCAGACCUGUGGUCUCUGUGGAAAUUUCAAUAAUAUCCAAACUGAUGACUUCAAGGCCAUAAAUGGAAUAAUUGAAGGAACAGCAACAGCAUUUGCUAAUACGUGGAGAACUCAGGCUUCAUGCCCUAAUAUCCAGCGCAGUUUUGAGAACCCUUGUGCCCUCAGCAUUGAUAAUGAAAAAUAUGCUCAGCAUUGGUGUGGACUACUAACUGACAGCAAAGGACCUUUUGCUGAUUGUCACUAUGCAGUGAAUCCCUCUGUUUACCACAUGAACUGCAUGUUUGACACAUGUAACUGUGAAAAUAGUGAGGACUGUCUGUGUGCAGCCCUGUCUUCCUAUGUGAGAGCUUGUGCUGCAAAAGGAAUCCAGCUGCGUGGAUGGAGGACUGACGUCUGCUCAAAAUACACCACCUCAUGUCCCAAAUCCCUAAGCUACAGCUAUACCAUCUCUUCCUGUCAACCCACUUGUCGGUCUCUGAGUGAGCCUGAUGUCACGUGCAACAUUAAGUUUGUUCCAGUUGAUGGCUGCACUUGCAUAAAUGGAACCUACAUGGAUGAGAGUGGCAAAUGUGUGCCUGCUAAUGAAUGCCCCUGCUACUACAGAGGAUCUCCCAUACUAUUUGGAGAGAUUGUCCAUGACAAUGGGCUUGUAUGCACUUGCAUCCAGGGAAGACUGAAUUGCAUUGGACCACCCAAUCCAACUCCAGUCUGUGAAUCUCCCAUGGUCUACUUUGACUGUAGAAACAUCACUGCAGGAACAACUGGAGCAGAAUGUCAAAAAAGUUGCCAGACUCUGGAUAUGCAGUGUUAUAGCACGCAAUGUAUAUCUGGCUGCGUGUGCCCAGCUGGGCUUGUGUUAGAUGGGAAUGGUGGUUGUAUUCCUGAAGAGGAAUGUCCGUGUAUUCACAAUGAAGCCAUGUAUCAGCCUGGGGAAAAGAUCAGCGUUGACUGUAACACCUGUGUAUGCAAGAAUAGGAAGUGGGAAUGCACCAAAAACCAAUGUCUGGGCACUUGUGCUGUUUAUGGAGAUGGUCAUUAUAAUACUUUUGAUGACAAAAGGUUCAGCUUCAAUGGAAACUGUGAAUACACACUAGUUCAGGACCACUGUGGGAAGAGUGGCACAGCCAAUGGGACCUUCAGGAUUAUCACUGAAAAUAUUCCCUGUGGCAACACUGGGACAACUUGCUCAAAAUCUAUCAAAGUUUUCUUAGAGAGCUAUGAACUGAUACUUGGUGAGGAGCAUGUCAGUGUCGUAAAGAGAGGACAAAACAAUGAGGUACCAUACACAGUCCGCUAUAUGGGUAUGUACUUGGUAAUUGAGACCACAAACGGACUGAUCCUCAUGUGGGACAAGAAAACCAGCAUCUUCAUCAAGCUCAGCCCUGAUUUUAAGGGCCAGAUCUGUGGCCUCUGUGGAAAUUACGAUGGCAACGGCAUCAAUGACUUUACUACAAGGAGUCAGUCUGUGGUAGAGAAUGUCCUAGAGUUUGGAAACAGCUGGAAAGUAUCCUCUACAUGUCCUGAUGCUUACAGCAUAAAGGAUCCAUGUUCUACCAACCCUUAUCGAAAGUCCUGGUCAGAGAAGCAGUGUAGCAUCAUCAACAGCAACAUCUUUGCUGCCUGUCACUCUCAGGUUGAACCAGCAAAAUAUUACCAAGCAUGUGUGACAGAUGCUUGUGCAUGUGACACUGGAGGAGACUGUGAUUGCUUUUGUACAGCAGUAGCUGCCUAUGCUCAAGCAUGUAGUGAAGUUGGUGUCUGCGUAGCCUGGAGAACCCCAUCAAUCUGUCCACUGUUCUGUGAUUACUACAAUCAACAAGGGGAAUGUGAAUGGCACUAUAAGCCUUGUGGAGCCUCCUGUAUGAAGACCUGUAGGAACCCAAGUGGAAAAUGCCUCCAUAACUUGCCAGGUUUAGAAGGCUGCUACCCUAACUGCCCACCAGACAAGCCAUAUUUUCAUGAGGAUGAUAUGAAGUGCGUCAGUCUCUGUGACUGUUAUGAUAAUGAAAAUGGAAAGAUAUAUAGACGGGAUGAAUGUCAUUUAUGUGAAUGCACAUCAGAAGGUUUACAGUGCAAAUUUGAUGAUAAAGCAUGUCACUGCAUUUAUGAAGAGAAGAGAUAUAAAUAUGGUGAACUCAUCUACAACAUCACAGAUGGAGCUGGAUGGUGUUUCAAUGCAACAUGUGAUGUCAAUGGAACAAUAAACAGAAAUAUCUCUAAAUGUGACAUACUUACAAACAUCCCGUUUCCAUUUUCUACAAGUCAGCCCACAACUGCAGAAAUGACAACCGCAACACCAGUGACAACUGUAUGUGUGAAGAACAUAUGUGCAUGGUCAGAAUGGUAUGAUUGCACAGAGCCUGAAAACAAAGAGGACAGUGGAGAUUAUGAAACAUUUCAAAAUCUCAGAGAUAAAGGAUACAGUGUGUGUGAAAACCCAAAUGGUGUUGAAUGCAGAGCCAAAGAACACCCAGAUACAGAAAUAAACAAUCUUAACCAAACCGUACAAUGUAAUCAAAGCAUAGGAUUAAUAUGCAAUAACAAAGACCAACAAUCUAGGCACUGCUAUAAUUAUGAAAUCAGAAUAUCAUGCUGCAGCUACAUACCAUGUUCACAAAUACGAACUGCAACACCAAGAACCACAGAAGAAUUCACAACAACUACUGCUGUAAAAUCAACACCAUUUACAUUACAGACGAAGAUAAAACCAACAAAAGAAAAACAAGGAACUGAAGCGCAAGAAACCAAAACUCCAACGUCACCCACUACUGCCUCCACCCUCCCCCAGCCAGCAACGACAACCACUGCUGGCACCACGGUUCUCCCCCGUCCCACUGCCCCUCCAACAGAAGGCACGACCAUCAUCACACUAACACCAACAGUGCCCACCUCAGCCAGUAGCACUGCCAGCACCUCCAGGACCACCGCAGGAAGCACCGCAACGUCCACAGCUAUAUCUGCUCCAGCAGAAACCUCCGCUGUGACAACCCAGACUCCAACAUCACCCACUGCUGCCUCCCCCCCCCCAGCCAUGUCUGCUCCAGCAGAAACCUCCGCUGUGGCAACCCAGACUCCAACGUCACCCACUACUGCCUCCACCCUCCCCCAGCCAGCAAAGACAACCACUGCUGGCACCACGGUUCUCCCCCGUCCCACUGCCCCUCCAACAGAAGGCACGACCAUCAUCACACCCACACCAACAGUGCCCACCUCAGCCAGUAGCACUGCCAGCACCUCCAGGACCACUGCAGGAAGCACCGCAACGUCCACAGCUAUAUCUGCUCCAGCAGAAACCUCCACUGUGGCAACCCAGACUCCAACGUCACCCACUACUGCCUCCACCCUCCCCCAGCCAGCAAAGACAACCACUGCUGGCACCACGGUUCUCCCCCGUCCCACUGCCCCUCCAACAGAAGGCACGACCAUCAUCACACCCACACCAACAGUGCCCACCUCAGCCAGUAGCACUGCCAGCACCUCCAGGACCACCACAGGAAGCACCACAAGAUCCACAGCCAUGCAUGCUCCAGCAGAAACCUCCGCUGUGGCAACCCAGACUCCAACAUCACCCACUACCGCCUCCACAGUCAUCAGUACCAGCACCUCCAGGACCACUGCAGGAAGCACCGCAACGUCCACAGCUACGUCUACUCCAGCAGAGACCUCCGCUGUGGCAACCCAGACUCCAACAUCACCCACUACCGCCUCCACAGUCCCCAAGUCAGGAAUUACAAUCACCAUAGGUGGUACAGAUAUUCUUCCAACGUCUGUUUCUUCUACUGGACAAAGUACUGCCACCACUGUUUUUCCCACAAAUUUCACUACCACAAGCAGCCCAGAACCAAUGCCUGGCAUCUGUGUGAUUAAUGGUACAGUGUACACGCUUGGAAUGUCAACAGUAAUCAAUUCAUGUAAGAACUGUACCUGCAGUUCUGAGAAAGAUCCAGUGACUGAGGCAAAUAUUGUGCAUUGUGAAACAGUUCAAUGUGAAACAUCUUGCCCACUGGUUAAUGACGUCCUGCCACUCGAUCAUUGCAGCCAUUACACAUGUGAAAAAAUUGAAGAUCAAUUUGUUGCAGUCCAAACUAAAAAAAUAUGCCCCAAGUACAACCCAGGAGAGUGCGAUCCUGAUGAAGCAGAGACUACUCCCGAUGGCUGCUGCAAAAUAUGUAAACCUACAAACUGCAAACCUUACAGCAAGAAAACUGUGAUCCACCACGGUGACUGUGAAUCUUCUGAACCUGUAGAGCUGGCAUAUUGUGAAGGAACUUGUCCUGGCUCCUCAGUGUAA
Aptenodytes forsteri (emperor penguin) is the source of this 7413-nucleotide messenger RNA. RefSeq names its product mucin-5AC-like. Gene Ontology annotation, molecular function: protein binding. Lineage: Eukaryota; Metazoa; Chordata; Aves; Sphenisciformes; Spheniscidae. The record is from RefSeq and is a predicted model, not a curated record. Gene Ontology annotation, cellular component: extracellular matrix.